UCGCAGACCGAAAGCGCUCGCGAAUUGCGCCGCAACUUUUACUGCGAAUUGUGUAGCAAAGGCUACGACAGAAUCACACAACUCGAAGUCCACGAAAACAGCUAUGAGCACCAACACCGCAAGCGUAUGAAGGAGAUGAAGCAAAUCACCAGAAACCCCACCGCCGCUGUUCGCAACUCACGCUCCGAGAAGAAGCGAUCAGAAAACUCCGACAUGAUCAGUCUCAACCUGAACAAAGACAGAUCAGAUGGUGUCAAGAGGGGGUUCAAG
Aureobasidium namibiae CBS 147.97 is the source of this 270-nucleotide messenger RNA. RefSeq lists its product as uncharacterized. The record is from RefSeq and is a predicted model, not a curated record. The transcript has a single exon. NCBI's taxonomy places the organism in Eukaryota, Fungi, Ascomycota, Dothideomycetes, Dothideales, Saccotheciaceae. The annotation marks the transcript as partial.